AACUUUAGUUGCAAAAUUCUGAGUUUCACUUUAUUCAAGCUAUACCAUCUUUUGUUGAGUAAUAUUUGUUUCUUUAGAAAUGGCCUCUCAAGCUGCUACAGAAAAUAGCUCACGUCCAUUGCCAAACUUUCCUCCUAGCGUAUGGGGUUCUACCUUUGCUUCAUUGUCGGUGCCUUCACUGGAAUCGGAAUUCGAAGCAUUAACCAAAGAGGUGGAAAUACUAAAGGAAAACAUAAUAAAUGAAAUGUUAAUGCAAUCUACGAUAGAUUUAGCUACAAAUAUUGAAUUCAUAAAUCUGUUAUGCCGUCUUGGUGUAUCGUAUCAUUUUGAGGGUGAAAUCGAAAAACAACUCGACCAUAUUUUUGCCGGCCUGCCUGAUAUUCUUGAACGCAGCACGGACUAUAGCCUCUACACUUCGGCAAUCCUAUUUCGAGUUCUUAGACAGCAUGGAUAUAACAUACCUUCUGAUGUGUUCAAGAAAUUCAAGGACAAUGAUGGAGAGUUUAAAGAAAGCUUAUGCAACGAUCCGAAAGGUCUCCUUGCCUUGUAUGAAGCAACCUUUCUAAUUGUUGAUGGAGAAGAUAUUUUAGAUGAAGCCCUUGAAUUUACAAGGCAACAGUUGGAAAUCUCGUCUGAGAAAUCAAUCAUAAGUCCUCAUCUUGCACAACAUAUAAAGGCUGCCUUGUUCCGACCAUUCCAUCACGGUAUUAAAAGAUUAGAGGCUAUGCAAUACAUUCCGUUAUAUGAGCGAGAUGAGUCGAGAAAUGAAGCUCUCCUCGAGUUUGCUAAGUUGGAUUUUAAUCGAUUGCAGUUGUUAUACCGAAAAGAACUAGCCAUACUUACGAGGUGGUGGGACGAUUUAGAUAUAAAAAAGGACCUUCCUUAUGCAAGAGAUAGGAUUGUGGAGUGCUUUGUGUGGAUAGUUUCAUUUCAGUUCGAACCGCAAUAUAGUACUUCUCGGAUAAUGGGGACGAAGUAUGCGAAAAUUGUAUCGCUAACGGAUGAUACAUACGACUCUUAUGGGACAUUUGAUGAACUUCAGCGGUUCGCAAAGGCAUUUGAAAGGUGCAAUAUUGAUGCUAUUGACGAGCUGCCAAACUACAUGAAAGUUUUUUAUAAGUUUCUGUUGAGUGUUUUUGCUGAAACUGAGAAUGAUGAAAACGAAGGAAUCCGCCGCAGAACUUGUUAUGCGAAGCAGACGGUGAAGGAAAUUGUAAGAAGCUAUGUAGUUGAAUUAGGGUGGGUUAAUGAAGGGAUUGUGCCAACAUUCGAUGAGUACAUGACGAAUGGAUUGGUUACAUGUGCUUGCGAUGUACUACUAUCAGGAUUAUACAUUAAAAUGGGAGACUUUUUAGGGGAAAAAGAAUUUCAAUGGAUUGAAAGUACUCCUAAAAUUAUUAGACUUUCCAAGUCUAUGGGACGUCUUAUGAAUGACAUCUUGCCCCAUGAGGUCGAAAAGGAGCAAACGGGGAACUGCACUUUAGGUGUGAAGAGCUAUAUGGAGCAGUAUGGUGUUUCGCAAGAAGAAGCGAUGGAAGAGAUCAGAAAGCUUUGUAAAAAUGGGUGGAAGGAUAUAAAUCAAGAUUGCAUGAAGCCAACCGUUGUCCCAAGAAUUGUUGUGGAGAAUUAUGUUCAGCUUGCAAGGUUAGCGCACUUUUUUUAUGAGUCGGUUGAUUAUUACACGCACUCAAUCUAUAUGAAAGACAUAUUGACAUCAUUGUUCCUCAAGCAACUGUAGUUUGUGUGAAAUCAGAGGGGAAUUUUUAAUUUUAUCGGCUUAUGUUUGUUGCACGAAUGACAUAACGCAACGGUUGCAUGCGAUAAUUUUUCAUUACUGUAUUUGGUGUGCCUUUUUAGCUUUUGGUGUUUUUCAUUAAGUAUUUAGUGGGGCAUAAAGUUUGUCUGGGCAUGCUUCUUUUGUAAUAAACACUUAUGGUGUGUAAGGUUCAUCAGAGUUUUUUAGUUCUUUAGAGGAGAAAUUGAUAAGUUUGAAAUGUAUGGAACUGCUUCUCAUCCAA
Molecule: messenger RNA, 2018 nt
Organism: Mercurialis annua (annual mercury)
Lineage: Eukaryota; Viridiplantae; Streptophyta; Magnoliopsida; Malpighiales; Euphorbiaceae
Product: probable terpene synthase 6
Exons: 7
Coding region: 80-1738 (552 amino acids)
Biological process (GO): diterpenoid biosynthetic process
Molecular function (GO): terpene synthase activity; magnesium ion binding
Source: RefSeq, a predicted model, not a curated record